AUGUAUAGAAGAGAACAUUAUGAUCCAUAUUAUUCACGAGGAAGUCAUGAAAGUACACGAAGAAAUAAUCAAUAUCGGCGUAGAUCACCAGUAGCAGCAGGGACUUCCCGAGGAAAUUACAACACCGGAGCUCCGAAAAUCACCGACCAUAAUUUCUGCGUGUCGACAUUAGAGGUUGUUGCAGCAUUGGACAUAUUGGGUAAUAAGGUCAAAUGGCCUGGAAAAAUGAAAUCAGAUCCGAGUAAAAGAAAUCCAAAACAUUUCUGUGAAUUUCACAAAGGACACGGUCACAAAACCGAGGAUUGUCAUGCAUUACGAUUGGCAGUCACCGACCUCUUAGAGCAAGGGCAUUUGACAGAGUUGCUUUCAGAGAAAGGCAAACAAGCAUACUAUCGGAACAGGGAGCAAGGAGCGCCGCCACCACUUCCCGAGCCAAAACGAGUGGUUAAUUUUAUUACAAGUGGUGUAGAUGUCAACAUCACCGGGGGAUUGGACGUAAACAAAGUCACUUACACUUCAGGCGUGAAGGUCAAAAGAAUAACAACCAGAAAUGAAAAAAGUGGUAGGCUGGCUCUCGUCGAUGAUUGUAUCACCUUCGAUGAAGCCAACGCCGAUAAUAUGCAAUUUUCGUAUAAUGAUGGGGUAAUAAUUACUUUGCACAUCUUAGAUACUGAUAUUAAGCGUGUUUUUGUUGAUCAGGAAAGUGCAGCCAACAUCAUAAACAUAAAGGUCAUAGAGGAGAUGAAAUUGACGAGCAAAAUAAUUCAUAAAUCCAUCAUGCUCACUGAGUUCAAUAAUUCAACAGAAAGAACUCUGGGUGAAAUCAUGUUACCAGUAGUAGCGGGUGGAGUGGAGCUAUAA
Molecule: messenger RNA, 861 nt
Organism: Lycium ferocissimum
Lineage: Eukaryota; Viridiplantae; Streptophyta; Magnoliopsida; Solanales; Solanaceae
Exons: 1
Coding region: 1-861 (286 amino acids)
Source: RefSeq, a predicted model, not a curated record